AUGGACAAGGAAAACCUCACCCAGAUCUCCGAGUUCCUCCUCUUGGGGCUCUCAGAGGACCCCCGGGAGCAGCAGUUACUCUUCAUCCUCUUCCUAAGCAUGUACCUGGUCACGGGGCUGGGGAACUUGCUCAUCAUCCUUGCCAUCAUCACCGACACCAGGCUCCACACCCCCAUGUACUUCUUCCUGGCCAACCUGGCCUUCGUGGACAUCUGCUUCACCAGCAACACCGUCCCCAAGACUCUAGUGAAUCACAUUACAGGACAUAGGAGUAUCCCAUAUGCCGGCUGCCUGACCCAGACCUUCUUCUUCAUACUUUUUGCUAGUCUUGACAGCAUCCUGCUGGUUGCCAUGGCCUAUGCCCGCUACGAGGCCAUCUGCCACCCUCUGCACUAUGCCACAUCCAUGACUCCACAGCUCUGCAGCCUCCUGGUGGGGAUGUCCUGGAUAGUAGCUUUGGGAAACGCUCUGACCCACACGGUUUCACUGACCCGUCUCUCCUUCUGCACCCACAGAGAGGUCCCAAAUUUCUUCUGUGACCUCAAUGCUUUGAUCAACCUGGCCUGCUCUGAUGCCUUCCUCAACUAUGCCCUGCUGAACACUGUGGGUGCCAUUCCUCUGUUUUUCCCCUUUGUGGGCAUCCUGGUCUCCUACAUGCUCAUCUUUGCAGCUGUGCUGAGGAUCCCAUCCCGAACAGGCAAGCAGAAGGCAUUUUCCACUUGUGGCUCCCACCUCUCCGUGGUGUCCCUCUUCUACGGGACCCUCAUUGGAGUGUAUUUCAGCCCUACAUCCUCACACACAGCCCUAAAGGACACAGUGGCUGCGGUGAUGUACACGGUGGUGACCCCCAUGAUGAACCCCUUCAUCUACAGUAUUCGGAAUAAGGAUAUGAAGGCAGCUCUGAGAGCCCUGUUUAGCAGGAGACUGGCUUUUACUCAGUGA
Molecule: messenger RNA, 942 nt
Organism: Suncus etruscus (white-toothed pygmy shrew)
Lineage: Eukaryota; Metazoa; Chordata; Mammalia; Eulipotyphla; Soricidae
Product: olfactory receptor 1361-like
Exons: 1
Coding region: 1-942 (313 amino acids)
Biological process (GO): G protein-coupled receptor signaling pathway
Cellular component (GO): membrane
Molecular function (GO): olfactory receptor activity; G protein-coupled receptor activity
Source: RefSeq, a predicted model, not a curated record